Molecule: messenger RNA, 1606 nt
Organism: Brassica napus (rape)
Lineage: Eukaryota; Viridiplantae; Streptophyta; Magnoliopsida; Brassicales; Brassicaceae
Exons: 5
Coding region: 191-1360 (389 amino acids)
Biological process (GO): proteolysis
Molecular function (GO): cysteine-type peptidase activity
Source: RefSeq, a predicted model, not a curated record
GUCUACUGAUGACGAAAUAUGGUAUCCAGGAAAGGUUGUUGAUCUUAAACUGUGUGAAGGACUAGAGGAGCUGACAGUUGAGUACACGACACUCUUCACAGACCAACAUAGACUUCAGAAACUUCAGGAUACUAUCACGGCUGACAAAAUACGUCCUGCAACACCAACUAGUGACCAAAAAUCCUUUGAGAUGAUGGAUAAGGUAGAAGCCUUCUACAACAAUGGCUGGAGCAGCGGACAAAUUAGCAUGGUACUUGGUGAUAACACAUACUCGGUGUGUCUCUAUACUUCUAUGGAAACUAUUCUAUUCAAACAUUCAGAUUUGCGAAUUCAUAGAGAAUGGAAAGAUGGAGUCUGGAAGAUGGCAGAUAAGGUGAAGCCUGAUAAGAAAAGGAAAGCUGCUGCCUCAUCACAAAAUUCAGGAAUGGAUAAUGUUUUCCUAAGAAGGAGCGAGAGGGUGCCUAAACGAUCUAGAGACACAAAAACUCCAUUCAAGUCUGACAGAAAUCCGGCUUUAACUGUAAUACCUGAGAUUAUACCUGCAGUUGAUCCGUUUUCAACUCCUGCGGAACAUAAGCUUUCAAGGCUUCAAAAUUGGAUGACAUUAAAGCCCGGCAUGCAUGAAACGUCCCUAUCAAUCAAUGAUAAUAAGAUAAGGAAAUCUUUCUUUCAAAGCAUGGAAAAUGCAAAAAAGGACCUUAAGAAAGAGCACAUUGAUGGAGCCUUUGCAAUGCUAAAUUGCAGAAGAAAUGAGAAUGCUGCUUGGUUCCACAACUACAAGAUUCCAAAGGCGUGCUUCCUACCUAUGGAGUUCUUGCAUUGCUUGCUCUCUGAUGAUUUGGCUUACAAGAAAGAAAAGGUCAAAGGUAAAAAGAUUUUCAACGAUUUAUUUAAAGAUACUGUGAGAGGGAAGGUAUAUCCAGAGAAGACAUGGGGAGAAGAUGUUGAUGUUGUGUAUGGGAUUACUCUUGGAAAAAAAAGCAAUGUCUGGAUUGGGAUGGAAAUUCAUUUGAAGAAGAAAAGAAUCACAGUAUAUGAUUGUUUUCAAAAGGAAAGCAACAGCAUUGAUAUUCCUCAAGUGAAAAAGUUGGCAGUGUUGAUUUCUAAUCUGCUGGUGGAAUCUUCUGGUGAUGAGGUAGAUAAGGUGAAGAUGAUUCCAUUUGAGAUUGAGCAGGCACAAGGUUUACCCAAGACAAAACAUCCUUUCAACUGUGGGAUAUUUCUUGUCAAGAUUCUGGAGUGCCAGUCAUUGAAGAUAGGAGACAUGACAAAGAUUAAUGAUGACAAUGCAUUGGAGCUAAGGAGAACCUUGUCUUGUGAGAUCUUCAACCAAUUUGUGGAUGAGAGCUUUGGGAAAUGAGAAUGAUGCAUGAAAACAUUUUUUGUUUUAGUUAAGACUCGGUUUUAGUUAUGACUGUUUAUUUUGUUAUGUUGUUGGCGUCUGGUUACAUAAGAAAGAUUGGAAGGAUAUCAAGUAUUUUAUUUGGGUAUCAUAUAUCUUGGAAGGUUAAAAUAUUGUUUCUGGAUGGGUUUCCAGAAAAAAAGUUAAGUGUUUCAAAUGUAAAAAAGAAUGAAAUGAGAUUAUAUACUAAGGAUUGGACAUGUA